Messenger RNA from Sphaeramia orbicularis (orbiculate cardinalfish), 1520 nucleotides. Its product is annotated as calcium homeostasis modulator protein 6-like. NCBI's taxonomy places the organism in Eukaryota, Metazoa, Chordata, Actinopteri, Kurtiformes, Apogonidae. The transcript is spliced from 3 exons. Gene Ontology annotation, molecular function: monoatomic cation channel activity. Bases 31 to 885 code for a protein of 284 amino acids. The record is from RefSeq and is a predicted model, not a curated record. Gene Ontology annotation, cellular component: plasma membrane.
CAGCUUCCUGUUACUUCAGGACCAUCGUUGAUGAUUCUUCUUUCAUCUACAGCACUAAAGGAAACUGUGACGAUGCAAAAGGCGCAGAAGGGUCUGAUUUCCUAUGUGAAGACUGAAACUGAGAAGCGUUCUGGUGUUUUCUUUGUGGUGUCUGGUUUGGUCCUGACUGGCAUGGAAAAAGUCCUGGAGACGGAGUUUACAUGUCCAUGUAAGUCUGGUUGGAGCGCUUGGUUUUCAGCGGCCUAUUUCCUGGCUCCUUUCCUUCUCCUCUUUGUGGUGAUGUUGAAGAUCACAGGAUUUAAGUGGGUGUGCUCAGUGGAAACCGUGACAUCGGUGCUGCAGAGCCUGGUUCCACCGGUGACAUGGCUUGUCCUGCUCUUCAUGGACGGACGUUAUUAUGUGUGUGCAAGAACCUACUGGUCCGGACAUCUGGUGAAAGAUGAUAGCCAUAUUCCUGAGAAAUGGUGUAAACCGGACGACACAACCUUAGCAGCAGAACUAGAAGAAAAAACCCGUUGGUGGUUUUCACAGUCCCAGUUCUGGGGAGAGGCCUUGAUCAUCUCAGUAGUGGUAAUUUUGCUAAUGUACCACUGCACCAUCUGCAGCUGCAGCAGCUGUGGCCGCAGUUUCCUCCGCAGCUACUGCCUCUGCUGCCUCCACAGCCUCACCAGCCUGCUCUGCUGCAAUAAAUGCUGUGAAAGGUGCCGUGAAAGGUGCUGUGAUCGCCACUGCGACUGCAGCUAUGAAUGCGGCCAGUGGGUCUGCCAUGAGUGCAACAAAGAUCCUGAAAAACAAAAUUGUCCAGAGAGAGAACCAGAAUCAUCAGAAACUGUUCCACUUGCUAACUUACCCACAUCUAGUCAACCUGGGAACGAGGAGAAAUAACCUAUGAUUGGCAUCAGACACCUGAUGUUUUGCUGUUUUUUGCAAGAUUUGGUCUUUUUUAACUCUUCUCACUCUUUUGUCUGCUGAAUGUUUGUAAAGCUUAGUUGUAAAACUUCUGAUGUAAAUGAAUGGUUUUAUUCAGUCAUCACAUCCAGUAUAAAUAAAUACAAUAGAGACUGACUUUAUAUUAAACACAGACUGAGGUCCUAUAGUCCUGCUUAAUUAAGGUCCAAAAAAUAAAAGAAAAAUUGGCCAUAAAAUUAAAUUAAUCAGUGUAACCAUCACAAAAGGUCUUUUAGCUCUAUAUUGGUGUUUAACCCCAACAACAGCAUUACAUCUGCUUUUAUUGCCUUUAGUUUUUGUCCAAUAAUCAUCUUUUGUAUCUAAAAAUACUCAUAUCACUAUUUUCAGACACUGAUCAUUGUUUGAUUUGGAUUUAUAGGUUUAUUAAUAUACAAAGUUUCUGGUGAUGCUUUUUUUUUUCUUGCUUUUAAAGUUUUCCUUUUUAUGCCAUAACUAAUUAUCUUUAUUAGUAUUUUAUGUUUUCUUUGCCCAAACAGUCGUUGGGUGAUGUUUGUUGUUUUUGUGAGUGGAAACUGCAAGAGGAAGAAGUGGAACAUCAGUGAAGCCAUGGA